Messenger RNA from Plectropomus leopardus (leopard coralgrouper), 756 nucleotides. It is a transcript of the gene lhfpl5b, whose product is annotated as LHFPL tetraspan subfamily member 5b. The record is from RefSeq and is a predicted model, not a curated record. Gene Ontology annotation, cellular component: plasma membrane. Lineage: Eukaryota; Metazoa; Chordata; Actinopteri; Perciformes; Serranidae. Gene Ontology annotation, biological process: detection of mechanical stimulus involved in sensory perception; sensory perception of sound.
GAGUAUUUCAGGAAUAUUUAAGAGAAGCUCGCUAACAUGGAUCUGCUUCCAGCCCAGGAGGCUGCUAAAAUCUACCACACCAACUAUGUGAGAAACUCUCGAGCCAUCGGCGUCAUGUGGGCCGUGUUCACCAUCUGCUUCGUCAUCAUCACCAUGGUGGUCUUCAUCCAGCCCUACUGGAUCGGCGACAGCGUCAACACCCCACAGGCCGGAUACUUCGGCCUCUUCCACUACUGCAUCGGCAACGCGCUCACCUCGGAGCUCACCUGUAAGGGCAGCGUGCUGGACUUCAGCUCCAUCCCCUCACCGGCCUUCAGGACCGCCAUGUUCUUCGUGGGGACCUCCAUGCUUCUGAUCGUGGGCACCAUGGUGUGUUUCAGCCUCUUCUUCUUCUGCAACGCAGGGAACGUCUACAAGAUCUGCGCGUGGAUGCAGCUGGCCUCAGCUGCAUUGAUGGUGAUGGGCUGCAUGAUCUACCCAGACGGCUGGGACUCUCCAGAGGUGAAGAGGAUGUGUGGCCAGAGGACGGAUAAAUACAGCCUGGGGAACUGCACGGUGCGUUGGGCCUACAUUCUGGCCAUCAUCAGCAUCCUGGAUGCCCUGCUCCUGGCACUUCUGUCCUUCACCCUCGGCAACCGGCAGGACAAACUGCUGCCAGAUGACUUUGAGGUGGAAGGCGGAGGAGGUAAUGCACACAUGAAGGGGUGUGGACAGGGAACAAAUCCGGGAACUAACCAUGUCUGCUCUUUAGUUUAG